UCUUCAAGUCUUUGCCUCAAAAUCAAGAACUCUCUCUCCUUGUUCUGCCUCUCUUCUCAGAGAUUGCGUUACCUCUUGAUGUUUUAACUUCAUCUUCACCUUAUGGGCUUGAGCUAGAAAGUGAUGAUCUCAUUUGAAUAACUUGCCAUUCAUAGCCGGAGACUUUCUAUUUUGAGUGUUUUGAGUAUGAGAGAUGAAGAAGAAGAGCUUCCGUCGCCGGAGGAGCUCAUACCGUUAUCACAGUCACUCAUCACUCCCCAUCUCGCCCUCGCCUUCGAUCUCAGAAGCACUCACCACCGCAACAUCGGAAACUCCGGCCACCCUCUGCCUCAAACCACGCCGCCGCAAGCCAACUCAUCCGCCGGAGACGAACCAGCUCGGACACUGAAACGGCCGCGUUUAGUAUGGACGCCGCAGCUGCACAAGCGUUUCGUAGACGCUGUGGCGCAUAUCGGGAUCAAGAACGCUGUUCCCAAAACCAUCAUGCAGCUCAUGAGCGUCGAGGGGUUAACCAGAGAGAAUGUCGCUAGUCAUCUCCAAAAGUACCGACUUUACCUCAAGAGGAUGCAGUCUGGCGGAGGAGAAAGAGGAGGAAACGUCGGUGAGAGCGAUCAUCUCUUCGCGAGCUCGCCUGUUCCUGCACAUUUCCUCCACCCGACAGGCAGACAAAGCUCCGACCAUUUCAUACCGUCUUUUGUCCCAAUGGCUGCGACUCUUCCGCAUCCUCAGUUCCUCCACGGGCGAAUAUCCGCCGUGAAGAUGGAUCAGUCGUUGUUCUUGGCUAGGCAGAGUCAGCAUCAACCUGUUCUCAUCAGACCAUCUUCGUUGCAUCUACAAAGUCGAGUGGCUAAUUACGCAGAGGAUUUGGAAUCAGGAGCCAAGAGGGUCUUGACUCUGUUUCCAACUCGACAAGAUUGAAUUAAAAAAAA
This is a messenger RNA of Brassica oleracea var. oleracea, 929 nucleotides long. Its product is annotated as transcription factor BOA-like. The coding region runs from base 187 to 918 and encodes 243 amino acids. The transcript has a single exon. The record is from RefSeq and is a predicted model, not a curated record. NCBI's taxonomy places the organism in Eukaryota, Viridiplantae, Streptophyta, Magnoliopsida, Brassicales, Brassicaceae. Gene Ontology annotation, cellular component: nucleus. Gene Ontology annotation, molecular function: DNA binding; DNA-binding transcription factor activity. Gene Ontology annotation, biological process: regulation of DNA-templated transcription.